GCUGUCUUGUACAGGAAAUAGCAGCGGCCCGACAUGCAUUCCAGCAAACCACUGACAGGUGCAGCGCGUUGCAGGUCUUCUUUCAGAAACAGAAAACCUGCCCUACCAAUUACCCGGAUUCGGAGUCCUCCACUGCACAUCAAAAGGAAAAGGACAAGCCUGCGGCAGCCUGGAACCUUAGAUUCAAAACCCGUUCGUCAGAUUUCCCAACGGGCAGAAGGCUUCAGUUUUUUAGCCGGGUGUGCUCCAGCUUCCAGGCUUUAAACACGGAUGUCAGAGAUGUCCGCUCACCACGAUGUCCGAGAGAACAGAUUUUCGAUUCAGGACACAUUUUGAUCAGACUCCCACCGAUUCAGUUCACCACUGCGAGAAAGGACUUAAAAAUAUAUUGGUGUACUGCUUCGUCAGAACGAUUAUUGCUGUGGCAGGGUCACUAUAAAGGCAGCGUCUUCACAAAGCCCACACAGUUCUCCUCCACUUUCCACUUUUCCCAAAAGUGCUGCUUGACCCUUCUUCAAGUCGCUGUUGGAAAACGAUUCAACGGAGCGAACCUGCCUGGGCGUCAUGAUUUUAGCUCGGCAAAGAAUUACAGCGAAGUCCGAAAAACUGAUGACUUAGCCACUGACAUACAGUAGGGUUUUACGAAAAAAAAAAAAAAACGAAUAAAGGAGAAAAUUAAAAUGAAGACAAAGGAAUACAACUGAUCUGUGGGUUUUUUUCUAAUUGGCCAAAGAACACAUUUUUUCAUUGGAAGAAGGCAACACUGCCGAACAACAUGGAAAACGAUAAAACAGGUAAUAUUAAACCGUUCUAUCAUCAUCCUUUCAACUGUGUAAAGGGCUAAUUUAAAAAGAAACCUCGUCACAGCACUGGCCAGACUGAAACUUGCCGGGUAGAGGGAGCGCUCGUCUGGAUGGUGCUAUCAUGAGACCGGAUGAUAUCAAUCCCCGCACCGGACUGGUGGUGGCCCUGUGCAGCGUCUUUUUAGUGUUUGGGUUCAUGUUCACUGUGUCGGGAGUCAAAGGCGAGACUUUGGGGGACGUCCCUUUAAUUGCUAUCGGGCCCGCCAUCUGCCUGCCGGGGGUGGCCGCCAUAAUCCUGGCCAAAAAAACCAACGGCUGUACCAGGUGCCCAGGUCGCUGCCGAAGAAAAAGGCAAAAAGAAACCUCCCAGCUCCUGCGGAGCCCCUGGCACCUGGGCUCGGGCAAAGGGAGCUGUGGGGAGUUGGGGAGGCUGCACAAGGACAGAGCCCCGAGGUCGGGGGAAGACUCGGUGUCCUCCACCACUACUGUCGGGGAGGCCAGGAGCCUGAUCCGCCAGGUGGACCAAGAUGAGGUGAUGAGGUACCUCCAGGCUUGCUACCCCUCCACCGUGUUCAUGGGAGUCCGGGAUGUCAGCUCCUACUGCGUCUUCGACCACAAGCGCGCCCUCAGGGAAAGUGCCGCCUACAGCACGGCUCAUAGCAGCGUGAUGUACCUGCCCAGAGACAGCAUUGUGGUCUACUCCCGCAGGGACAGCAGCCCUUACGGUGCCUACUGCUGCUACAUCAAUCCCGGGGAUUUCCGAUGGGGCCAAGAGACUGUAGUCUGAUCAUAGGGAUUGGCAAAUAAGCCCUAACACUUACCUGUGCUUUUUUUAGCAUGUGGGAGACAAAGGAAUGGGGAUCUAUUCUUUUAUGCACACGCUGUGUCUGUCUCUGUUCCAGUCAGUAGGGGACUAAGGGACACAAUAAGGAGAAGCUGGCAGGUAUUGUCCCCAGGGUCUGUGUGAGUGUUACUCUUCUAGAAGGAUCCGUUCUUCGGAAAUCAGUAACAAAAAAGAAAGUCUGGCAUAUUGCGCUUGGAUAUGGUUAAUAUGUUCUGAGGCAGUCAAGAAAAAAAUGUACUGUACUUCCCAGUCUUUAAUGGGUUUACCAAAGUGAAGCUGAGAGAGGAUAAUUCGGUCCUGUUGCUCAGCUUUUGUUUAGCCCUGGAAAGAGUGAAGCAGCCUUAGAAAGAGUGCUAUCAUUGUUUUGUUUUUUGUUUUUUUUCCAGAACCAUGAAUCCAAGUAAAGAGACAAGCCAUUUAGGUUUGGGUACAAUUAAGAUGUAUAUGAAUAUGUUAUUUUCCUAAGAGGAAAUGAAAAAGUAAAUGUAAGAACGUUUUUGUCCAAAAUCAGAAGCUUUUCUUAAGUUAUUUCACUGUUGAAAAUGCUGUGCUCUGUUUCUCAGGGAAAAACAAACUAGUAAAAAUGUCAUAGUUUCCAGCAUUUUGUUGACUAACUUCAAAAUCAGGGUGAGUGUGAAGAUGAUUUUCCUUUUAAUACUUAAGUUUAAUUAAAAUGGGAAAGAUACUGAGAACAAAAUUGUAAGGCUAGUUAUAUAUUUAAAAAUCACUUCAUUAGAAUUGACAAAUUCAUUUCAGGAGCUUUUUAACAAAAUAAUUGCAUGCGAGAUUUUCAACAAUGCAAAAAUACAAUCAGAGCUUUAAGUAACAUCCAAAGUCUUAACUUUAAUGAUUUUUAGAGGUUUUAUUAUUUUUGUAUAAAAAAUGUAUUUAUAUUUCCAAACCUGAGCAAAUUCUAAAAAUAAAACAUAGUCC
This is a messenger RNA of Lepisosteus oculatus (spotted gar), 2580 nucleotides long. Its product is annotated as transmembrane protein 215. NCBI's taxonomy places the organism in Eukaryota, Metazoa, Chordata, Actinopteri, Semionotiformes, Lepisosteidae. The record is from RefSeq and is a predicted model, not a curated record.